AUGGAAGAAAAGUUAAAUGAAAUGGAACAAGCUGGUAUCAUCACAAGGACAUCAACGCCUUACAGUAGUCCAUUGACAUUCACUCUUAAAAAAGACGGCUCAAUUAGAGUUCUGCUUGAUGCCAGAAGCAUAAAUAAGAAAAUGGUUGCAGAAACAGAGAAACCACCUAUACAAUUAGAUGUUUUGAAUUCAUUUCACGGAGCGAAUUAUAUCACUACCAUUGACUUAAAUAAUGCAUAUUUUCAAAUUCCGAUAAAUAAAGAUGGUAGAAAAUAUACUGGAUUCACAUUCAAUGGAAAGUCAUAUGUAUAUAAUGUUUUGCCGCAAGGAUUAAAAACAUCAGUAGGAAGCUUUAGCAGAGCCAUGAAUUUAAUAUUAGGACCAGAAGUCCAAGAAUUUUGUGUGAACUAUUUAGAUGAUCUAGCCAUUAUUACAACAGGAACGUUAGAUAAACAUUUGGAGCACAUUGAUAUUGUUUUAAGUAAAUUGAACAAAGCUGGCUUAACGUGUAACUUGCAGAAAUGUGAAUUUAUUUGUAAAGAAAUUAAAAUGCUGAGUUUUAUAAUUUCAACAGAAGGCAUAAAGACAGAUCCCGAUAAGAUUCGAGCGAUCCAAGAGUUUCCAGCACCUAAAAAGAUUAAACAAUUAAGGGCCUUUUUAGGUCUAUGCAAUUUUUAUAGAAGGUUUAUACCAAAUUACAGCGAGAGCAUAAUACCGCUCUGUGAAUUACUUAAAAAGGGACGAAAGUUCCAAUGGAGCGGUAAAGAACAGAAGGCAUUUGAUUUUAUAAAACAACAAUUUAUUAAUACAAUACAAUUGCAUCAUCCAGACUUUAAUUAG
Messenger RNA from Parnassius mnemosyne (clouded apollo), 840 nucleotides. The record is from the annotation of a GenBank genome assembly. NCBI's taxonomy places the organism in Eukaryota, Metazoa, Arthropoda, Insecta, Lepidoptera, Papilionidae.